Molecule: messenger RNA, 371 nt
Organism: Ambispora leptoticha
Lineage: Eukaryota; Fungi; Glomeromycota; Glomeromycetes; Archaeosporales; Ambisporaceae
Source: the annotation of a GenBank genome assembly
AGGGUUAAGGGUGACACUUUCCUUGCACUAAAGUAUGAAAUGCUUGUAAAUCCACCUUUGGGUAUUCCAGUCGGACCAGCCGUAAAAUUAGUAGAGUUUAUUAAUAAAAUUCACGGAGGUAAGCGAACUUCAUUCUCGCUCACACCGUGUCAUAUUCGCGAAUAUUUACUUAUUCUUGUGCUUUUCUUUCCUGCUUCUUAUCGUAAAAAACUACCCAAAAAACACAUUUACGUUAUCGUAGAGUCAACCGUUACCACCGAAUCCCCUAAUAAACGAAGAAAAUACGAUAACGAUGAUGAAAAACUGGGAAGGUUUUGGAAUGCUUUGAAGGAUGGGAAAGUUGAGAAGCAUGAUGGUGGCCAGUUCCUUGA